Messenger RNA from Phytophthora nicotianae INRA-310, 1647 nucleotides. Its product is annotated as STE/STE20/MST protein kinase. Gene Ontology annotation, molecular function: ATP binding; protein kinase activity. The transcript is spliced from 2 exons. The coding region runs from base 1 to 1647 and encodes 548 amino acids. NCBI's taxonomy places the organism in Eukaryota, Oomycota, Peronosporomycetes, Peronosporales, Peronosporaceae. Gene Ontology annotation, biological process: protein phosphorylation. The record is from RefSeq and is a predicted model, not a curated record.
AUGUCGAAGUCCCGCCGUGCGUCGUACGCCGUCACGAGUGCCGAGCUCCCGGUGUUGAAGACGUUGGGGCUCGAGGAAGUUGACCCUGAAGAGGUUUUCGAGCUCCAGCGCAAGGAAGGCGCCGGCGCUUUCGGUCGUGUAUUUCGCGCCUGUUACAAGAAAGACCGUACGCGCCUCGCAGCAUUGAAAGUGAUCCCCGUCGCACUUGAAGCCGGCGAACGGGGGGAAGACAUUGAAAGCGUGAGACGCGAAAUCCAAUUCUUACGCGAAUGCGACCACCCGAAUGUCGUCGCAUUCCACGGCGCGUACUACAAGGACGGCGCGUUAUGGGUCGCCAUGGAACACUGUGCAGGCGGAUCGGUGGGGGAUAUCCGUCGCGUCCGCUCUUUGAGUGAACGGGAGAUCUCCAUCAUCAUGCGUGGGGCACUUAACGGUUUAGCGUACUUACACUCGCGUCGUAAGAUCCAUCGCGACGUGAAAGGAGGCAACAUUUUACUCACGGAUUCCGGUCAAGUCAAGAUCGCGGACUUCGGUGUAUCUGCUCAACUUCGCGAUACUUUAUCUCGACGCGGGUCGUUUGUGGGCACCCCAUACUGGAUGAGUCCCGAGCUCAUUCAAGACAGCGACUAUGACUUCAAAGCCGACAUUUGGUCCUUGGGGAUCACUGCGAUUGAGCUGGCGGACCAGAAGCCGCCGCUGUUUGACGAACAUCCGAUGCGUGUGCUUAUCCAAAUCCCUCGCAACCCGCCGCCACUCGUCGCUCAUCCAGAGAAGUGGUCGGCGGCGUUCUUGGAUUUCUUGCGCUUCUGUCUACGCAAAGACCCAGCGGAACGACCCACUGCAGUCGAGUGUAUGCAACACGAGUUCAUACGUCGUGAAGCGCAUAUUGAACGGGUGUUUGCUAGAGCUGAGAGGGACAAAGAAGGCGUGCAUAUUGAGGCAUCGCUGGCUGUAGCGGCUCCGGCGACGUCGGCUUCUAUUGAGAAAGAACUCGAAGAUGAAAUUGCAGAGGAGAUUAGUGAUGCAUCCUCUUCACUCAGUGAUGCUGAAGAGGAGGCGUCAACGGGGCUACUGGGCGAAACAUUCGAGUUUCGGGAGUCUCCGACUACGUCUCCAUUGACCGGCACGUCAGACGCCCCCAUUACAGCAAAGUUACAGCUAAAUGCCUCUGCAAGUGCCGACGAUCUGUUAUCCCUCUCUACAGACGAGCUACCCGCUCUCAGUCAGAAGGACAAGCUGAAACAAGACCAAAGCACAGCAAGCAUUCGCCAACCUGCGACUGAAUUCAAGCUUCUACCUUCUUCUGCAAAAUCCCCAGUCAAGCAUGGCAACACUCGUGAUUCCUCAGUCCGUUUUGUCAAGCUCAACGACUCUAGAACUUCUAGCGAUGUGUCUUUAAACUCGUUGUCUAUCUCUUCCGACACACCAGCUAAAAACCCGUCAAGAGCCCCGACAUCUCUCCGUCCAAAGGCGUCAUCGUCACCACCAACCUCUCCAUCCGUUAAGUCGUCCUGGUUGUCCGUAGCGUCCCAAGACGACCCUCUUGCAAGCAUCGACACCGUCACGAAUGCUCGUGUUAACCGCCUCCUUUCGUCCUUCUCAACGUCCACAUCGUCUCCAACGAAACUCAAGACGACAAAGCUUUAA